This is a messenger RNA of Ipomoea triloba (trilobed morning glory), 2769 nucleotides long. RefSeq names its product glutamate receptor 2.3-like. The transcript has 5 exons. The record is from RefSeq and is a predicted model, not a curated record. Gene Ontology annotation, cellular component: plasma membrane. NCBI's taxonomy places the organism in Eukaryota, Viridiplantae, Streptophyta, Magnoliopsida, Solanales, Convolvulaceae. The coding region runs from base 1 to 2769 and encodes 922 amino acids. Gene Ontology annotation, molecular function: glutamate-gated receptor activity.
AUGGAGAUUCCAAGAAUUUUCUGGGUUCUAUUGAUGCUUGAAGUAGCUUUCAUUACCUUUUUAAUAUCACCAGUAGGUGGCCAGAAUGCUAGUGCUGUAAAGGUUGAUGUUGGUGUGAUUCUUGAUUGGGACACCAUAUCUGGAAAGAUGAGGAAUGCAUGCGUGUCACUAUCUCUGUCUGAUUUCUAUGCCAAUCGCAAUCACACCACCCAGAUUGUCCCUCAUUUCAGAGACUCCAAGUCUGAUGAUGUUGAAGCAGCAUCUGCAGCCAUAGACCUGCUGAAAAAUGCUGAAGUACAAGCAAUCUUAGGCCCUCAGGCGUCGACGGAAGCAGAUUUCAUUACAGACAUAGGGAUGAAAGUGAAAGUUCCUAUAAUUUCUUCAGCCACAAGUCCUGCUCUUUCACCAACCCAAAAUCCAUACUUUGUUAGAGUAGCGUACUGCUCUUGCUGGCAGGCUAAGGCAAUUGCAGCAAUUGUUAAGGCCUUUGGAUGGAGGGAAGUGGUAUUUAUCUAUGAAAAUAGCAAUUUUGGUAGUGGAAUUCUUCCCCAUUUGACUGAUGCCAUGAUGGAAAUCAGUGUUUCAGUACCAGAUCGAAGUGUCUUUUCGCCAUCAGCUGAUGAUGAUCAGAUCAUGGUGGAGCUAUUUAAGUUAAAGACAAAGCAGACACGAGUGUUCAUAGUCCAUUUGCGUCAUACUUUUGCUUCUAAAUUUUUUAAGAAGGUAAAAGAAGCUGGAAUGAUGAGCAGUGGAUAUGUGUGGAUAAUCACAGAUACAUUCACUAGUCUUUUGGUUUCAAUGGAUCCCUCGGUUCUUGAUUCUUUGCAGGGGGUUAUAGGCGUGAAGCCUUACGUCCCAAGUUCACCUGAGCUAGAUAGCUUCACCAGGAGAUGGAAAUCAAAGACGUUUCGUCAACAACAUCCAGACAUGGAUGGAGUGGAGCUCAAUGUUUUGGGGCUAUGGGCAUAUGAUAGUGUCACAGCAUUAGCCACAGCACUUGAGAAAGUAGGCACUUCUGCUCUGAAAUUCAACAGAAGAAUUAAUAGGGAGGAUUCAACAGAUUUGGAUGCAAUUGGGACAUCAGAAUUUGGGCCUUUGCUACUUGAAUCAAUACAAAACAUCAAACUCAGAGGUCUAAGUGGUGAUUUUCACCUAGUUGAUGGAGAACUGCAACCCUCUGCAUUUCAGAUUGUGAAUGUGGAAGGCAGAGAGAAAGGGAUUGGAUUCUGGACAGAAAGGUAUGGGAUUUCAAAGAAUCCAAACCCAGAUGAUACAACUGUGUACUCUGCUAACAAAGGUGACCUUGGGGAAAUCAUGUGGCCAGGUUACUCUUCUGCUAUUCCUAUAGGCUGGGAGAUUCCCACGGGUGAAAAGAAAAUAAGGGUCGGAAUUCCUUUCAAAGCAGGGUUUGAGCAAUUCGUAAAAGUCACAAUUGAUAACCAGACAAACACUGUGAAAGAGGUAACUGGUUUUUGUAUAGAGGUCUUUGAGAAAGUAAUGGGGUCUAAGUCUAUGCCCCAUUUUAUACCAUUUGAAUAUAUACCUUGCAAAGUCUCUCCAGGAGGAAACAUUUCAAACUAUAAUGACUUGGUUGAUGAGGUCUUUAAAGGGAGAAUUGAUGCAGUAGUUGGUGAUGUUACCAUUCUAUCAAACCGGUCCGAGCGUGUGGAUUUCACAUUACCAUUUACAGAGUCUGGGGUCACCCUAGUUGUCCCAGUCAAGCAAGAUGGUUGUUCAUGGGUUUUCUUGAAACCUCUGGAAAAAAAACUCUGGAUGAUGAUUGCAGUGUUCUUUGUCUUGAUUGGCACUGUGGUUUGGGUCUUUGAACACCCUGUAAACCCAGACUUCAAAGGUUCAACCCAAAAGCAACUUGGGAUGAUCCUUUGGAUCCCCCUCUCAAGUCUUAUUUUUCCAGACAAGAAGAAGGUAAGAAGCAAUCUGUCAAGAUUUGUGAUGAUAGUAUGGAUGUUGAUGGUGCUGAUUCUGAUAGCUAGCUACACAGCUAGUUUUGCAUCCUUGUUGACAGUGCAACAGUUGCAGCCUACUGUGACUGAUGUUAAAGAUCUGAUCAAGAAUGGAAAGUAUGUUGGAUGCCAGAAUAGUUCCUUUGUUGCUGGCAAGUUAAAGAAUGUGUUUGGAACCAACAAAAUUAGGUAUUACAGCACACCAGAAGAGUAUGAUGAAGCACUUAGUAAAGGAAGUGAAAAUGGUGGGGUUGAUGCUGUUAUGGAUGAGCUGCCCUAUCUUAGGCUCUUGCUUCGAAAGUAUCGUCGGAAGUACACCACUGUUGGCCCGACCUACCAUACCGCGGGUUUUGGAUUUGCAUUUCCCAAGGGGUCUCCUUUGGUGCCUGAUGUCUCAAGAGCAAUAUUACAUGUGACAGAGAGUGAUGAUAUGAUGAAAACAGUGGAAAAAUGGUUUGGGGAUGAAACAUAUCGUUCACAGCUGCAAGAUAUAAGCUUGAAUGAUCCUGAGAGCCUGCCACUGAACAGAUUCAAAGAGCUGUUCAUUAUUGCUGCUGUGUUGAUAUUAACUGCUCUUAUCAUCUUCUUCAUCUCCUUCAUAGAUGAGAACAAGGGCAUCUUAACACCUGACAUGUCAAUCUGGCAAAAGAUUUCUGCAUUAUCAAAAGUUUUCUUUAAAAAAGAGGAGCCCCAAAAGGCGAAUGAAUUGAAGAAUCCUCCCCGCCCGGAGUUGGAAAUGGCUGAAAAUCAUCUCCACCAUUCUCCAGGACAAGGCGUUCUCACCCAGCCAGUUCAAGAAUCAUGA